Messenger RNA from Melozone crissalis (California towhee), 1154 nucleotides. It is a transcript of the gene TMEM254, whose product is annotated as transmembrane protein 254. Lineage: Eukaryota; Metazoa; Chordata; Aves; Passeriformes; Passerellidae. The record is from RefSeq and is a predicted model, not a curated record. The coding region runs from base 30 to 416 and encodes 128 amino acids. The transcript is spliced from 4 exons.
GGCCUCCGCUCACAGCGCGGCCCGGCGGCAUGGCGGCGGCGACGGAGCGUGGCCGCGAUGGCAGCUGCCACUUCCAGCGCUCCCGGCUCAUCUGGAUGGUGGCCAUCAUCUUCGGCAUGAUCCUCCUCGGCUGGGUAACACUUUGGCCUUCAACUAUACCUUAUAGUUACUUGGGAUUAUUUGGAACCUUCCUUAAUUAUUUAGUGGAACACCACCACAAAUGGGUAUGCUAUGGGUUCUGGAUAUCCUGGUUGAUUCACAUAGUGGAAGCCCUCUACGGUAUUAAGUUAUGCCAAGCCAAAGGAAUCACUGACCCAGCUGUUCAGUUUCAGUGGUUUGUUCAGACCCUUUUAUUUGGAUACGCUUCCUUCGGUCUCCUGGUGUCUUACAAGCCUGCAGACAAGAAGCAGUACUAGAAGACAAUGCAAGAGGUCACCUCUCACAUACCUGAUCUCAUUUUUCUGAAAAGACCCCCAUAUACAUGUCUAGGUGCUAUAAUUAGCUAAAUUACAUUCCUGCUGCAUGAUGCAGUGCCCUUCUACCCAAACAGCUCUCCUCUUACUAAGCAACACCAUUAAAAUUCACAGGGCCCUGUGGAUAGUUCAGUAGAAAAUCAACUCUUCAGUCUUAGCACUGCCAAAUUUUAAUCCUAUUUGUUAUGCAAGAAGCCAGAAGUUGCUCCUGUGCAGAUUUUGACAUGUGUACUCUGUCACUGACAGCUGGUAGCAGUGGCUGAUAAAUCACUUUUUCAUUGUUCUACAACAGGGAGGGUUAUUGACAGCCACAAGGCAGCUUGCACCUGUUUUGUAAUAGGAUUUAAAUUUACCUAUGUUUUCUCUAUGGGACUGACACUGUUGUUAAAGCCUGCUCUUUGCACCUUGUUUUGUCUGCUUACUUUUUUUCCACAGAGGACAGACCACUGUACUGCUGCAGGCACAUUGAAAAGACCAGGUCUCAGCUCAGGAUGAGGGACAGUGAGCUUGGAUACAUGAAGCACUUUAACUUGGUUUAAUAUUAGUGCCUUACAAUUAAUGCAGCAUGACCUCAUCUUUGUAGUGAAGAUUUUAAGUUAUGAGUUAUUGUCAUAUAAAGUAGCUUUGAGGGCAGCUUUUUUGAGAAGUGAUUUAUUACCUAAAGGAAAAAAAAUAUCAAUC